AUGCGUCUCUGCUUCUCCUGCUGUGAAAGGCAAGACCUGCCCAUCUGCAUGGGUUCGGGAUCUGGAAAAGAGAACUCACUCUCGCCAAAAUGGAGCAAACUCUAUAUUUCAUUCUUCUUCUCGUUGUCUCUCUCUAGUUUCUGCUUGUGCUCUGUUUGGUUUCCAGAUAAACUGAUUGUGAUCAGAGAUAAUCUGACGUGGUCUGAAGCUCUGAGAUACUGCAGACAGAAUCAUGUGGAUCUGGUCUCGGUUCAUUCAGAAGAGAUUCAGUGUCGUGUGAUGAACGUGGUACACCUGGCGUCUACUGCGGAGCUGUGGUUGGGUUUACGUCACUCCUGCACUGUGGGCAUCUGGUUCUGGGUGAGUGGAGAGACCGUGUGCUAUCAGAACUGGGCUCCAGGGAACGGCACAUCAGAGGAGGACUGUGAACACACAGUGAGAUCUGGAGCAGUUCAGUCUGGAGGAGAUCAGCGCUGGAUCAGCCGUCCUGAAACUGACAAACUCAACUUCAUCUGCAGCAGAUAUUAAGAGUGAAAGGAAACACAAACCUUCAUGUGAGGAAACAAGUGCUUGUGUGUUCACUUCCUUUAACUUCA
Carassius gibelio (silver crucian carp) is the source of this 596-nucleotide messenger RNA. Its product is annotated as snaclec convulxin subunit beta-like. Lineage: Eukaryota; Metazoa; Chordata; Actinopteri; Cypriniformes; Cyprinidae. The transcript is spliced from 3 exons. The coding region runs from base 1 to 528 and encodes 175 amino acids. The record is from RefSeq and is a predicted model, not a curated record.